AUGGAUUCAUCUACAGAAGUUGGGUUUUUCCGCCUAAUCACGCUAUCACCAGGCCGAUGGGCCGACGAAAUAUGUUGUACACUUAAACCUUACAACAGAUUUCGCGACCAAUUUCCUCCCUACAAAGCCCUAUCAUAUGUCUGGGGGCGUUGGGGACGACGAAACAUCCCAGAGAUCUUGGUUAAUGGCAACAAAGUCAAAGUGACAACCAAUCUUGAAGCUGCCCUAAAACAUUUGCGAGAACAAGAAAAGGAAAUAACUCUCUGGAUAGAUGCACUGUGCAUUGACCAAAGUAACAUCCCAGAGCGAUCAUCGCAGGUUGCUCAAAUGCGAGAGAUUUAUAGUAUAGCUAGCGAGGUUAUCAUAUUUCUCGGCAGUGAGCAAAACUGCACCAAAUCAAAUCCUCGGUCGUCCGAAAGUCAGCGCCCUCUCGAGAAAUUUGGAAUUGGUCCAACAGAUGCUUUGCUUGCAAGGCAAAACUUCGACAUCUGGAAGACAUCACCCUUGAAGGUGCCAGUCCAAGCCUUUGAAGUUUUCUCUCUGUUGACUAUCAUCGCCGGAUACGAAUCCUCCUCGAGCCUUUUGAAACUUCCAAAGGAUAUUCCAGAAGCUCAUAUGGCUGCAUUUUGUGAGGCAUUACGAUGCACACUACUUGUCCCCUGGUGGGAGCGCAUAUGGGUGGUUCAAGAAGCGGUUGUCGCUAAAAAUAUUACUUUAAGAUACAGCAACGCUUCGGUUUCAUGGGAGUUGCUAGUCAAAGUUGCAGAAGUCUCCUCUCGAUGGGAGGAUGGGUAUGGAGAAUAUCGUACUUUUAUCUCAGCCAGCGACCUCAAAGUUUUCAACCUUUUCUCGCGUGUCUCCAGCCUCAAUCAAUUCCGCAGAAACUGGAAAGAGUCUGGGGGGGCAGAUAUCCUUUCACUACUACGGAAUUUUGGUCAUCGCAAGGCUUCUGAUGAUCGAGACCGAGUUUACGCUCUUCUAGGGUUGUGCAACCAAGGAAUCUCCAUUCAGCCUGAUUACCAGCUAGAUGUGACAGAAGUGUAUACGGCGCCAAUAAUCCAGACCAUAAAGAGUACUAAAUCUCUGUCUGUUUUAUAUGGCGAUCAUAGUCGCAAAGGGAGACAUGAUUUAUCGUCUUGGGUUCCGGAUUGGAGUGCAAACCUUGAUGAAGAUGAACGCCGACGUGCUGAGCUUUUCACUCUUUAUGAUGCUUGU
Messenger RNA from Trichoderma virens Gv29-8, 1215 nucleotides. RefSeq lists its product as uncharacterized. The record is from RefSeq and is a predicted model, not a curated record. The annotation marks the transcript as partial. The transcript is spliced from 2 exons. Lineage: Eukaryota; Fungi; Ascomycota; Sordariomycetes; Hypocreales; Hypocreaceae.